Messenger RNA from Raphanus sativus (radish), 1080 nucleotides. RefSeq lists its product as uncharacterized. The transcript is spliced from 4 exons. Bases 1 to 1080 code for a protein of 359 amino acids. The record is from RefSeq and is a predicted model, not a curated record. Lineage: Eukaryota; Viridiplantae; Streptophyta; Magnoliopsida; Brassicales; Brassicaceae.
AUGCAAAUGAAAGCGAAGACAAUGCCAGUGGAAAUGGAAAAGGGGAAGAGGAAGAAUCAAGUUGUAGAUGACGAAGAAAAGGGCAUGCUACCGAAACUACACUUUCCUUCAAGCCAAUAUCAAAAGUCUUUAAAGCUUUCAGGAAAAUGUUACAUUGACUCGGCGAUAAGAACUAUUCAAACGAUCCUGAAAGCGAAGGAGGUGGAAUGGUUCAUAGAGCACCCACAAUUCCAGCAUUUCUUCCAUAUUAAAAACCGAAAGCAGAAGUGGAUGGGAAUGUGGGUUCUCGUUUUGCGAUCAGCUUGUGUUGCGAAGAAGCAUGAGUUAUGGUUUGUCGUUAAUGGCGUCGCAAUCCGAUAUUCUCUCAGAGAAUUAGGACUCAUUUCUGGACUAUACUGCCAUGAGUAUCCCCCCAACCAUGAGAGGUUGGGUGGUACAACAUUCAUGAACAAGUAUUUUGGAGGAAAAAGGGUAACAUACGCUGACCUGGAGAAGCAGAUGUCGGCGAUGAAAUCAAAGCCAUCUGAGGAUCGUAAGAAGAUGGCCGUUCUGUUCUUCUUAGCCAGCAUCCUUGUCGGAGGCCGAAAGAGUGGUGAGGGAGCAUCACCUGUGGACAGUUUCUUCCUGAGUGUUGUUGAUGACCUAGAUGCGUGUUUGUUGGCCUUUGAGGCAAUUCCAAGCUUGAGGAACCAUUUCCGAGAAGAUGUGAAUGGUGCAAAUAGUAGUUGCCCGCGGAUGUGCAAGAUGCAGUACAAACGGAAAAGUGGAACCAAGGAAUUCAGUCUGAAAGCUGUGAACGAUAAACUUGGUAAUAAUACAAAGGAUAUUGAGAGUAUCUUGGUAGCAACAGCAGCUGAGGAGGAACUUCUGGAAACCAUAGGAAUGGACAAGGAGAGUUGUUGGGCCGAUGACGCCGAUGAUGCAGCAGUUGAUGGUUGGACGAAGAUAAUACGGAAAGGGAAGAAACAAGUUUUCUUUGAAGAACAGUUCCGCAUGGAUUUAGCGUCUCGCACAGGUCAGAUUGAAGGUCCCACCAAUCCUAUCGGAGGACCAUCGAAUAAUGCAAUCUGGUCAGGCUAA